AUGGGAAAAGGUAGAGUUAAGGCCGUAGAGAAAAGGGUUUUAGAUCAGAAACCUAGAGGAUCGCUCAAUGUAGCCUCUGCACCGAUUUAUCAUCCCACGGAAGAGGAAUUCAAGAAUCCAUUAGAGUAUAUACACAAGAUCAAGCCAGAGGCAGAGGCUUACGGUAUCUGCAAGAUUGUUCCUCCGAGCUCCUGGAAGCCUCCUUUCGGUUUGGAUUUGGAAUCUGUUAAAUUUCCGACCAAGACGCAGGAGAUUCACCGGCUGCAGCAUCGUCCGGCGUCUUGCAACUCCAAGACGUUUCAGCUGGAGUACAAUAGGUUUCUGGAGGAGCAGUUGGGGAAGAAGCUGAAGAAGAGGCUUGUCUUCGAAGGGGAGGAGAUUGAUCUGUGUGUGCUGUUCAAUGCGGUGAAGAGGUUUGGUGGUUACGAUAAGGUGGUUAAGGGGAAGAAGUGGGGUGAGGUUUAUCAGUUUAUGAGCUCUGGAGAGAAGAUCUCGAAAUGCGCAAAGCAUGUUCUGUGCCAGCUGUACAAAGAGCAUUUGCGUGAGUUUGAGAGGAAUGCUGGAAAGAGCUGCAAGAGGAAGAUCCAUGCGGUUGAGAGGAAUCGAAAGAGGAGGAAGAGGAAUGUGGUUGAGGAGAAGGAGAAGGAAGAAGGGACUGUUGAUCAAGCUUGUGAGCAGUGUAAGAGUGGGAAGCACGGCGAUGUGAUGCUGUUGUGUGAUAGUUGUAAUAAAGGUUGGCAUAUUUACUGUCUCUCGCCGCCGUUGAAGCAUGUUCCACUUGGGAACUGGUAUUGUCUUGAGUGUUUAAACACUGAUGAAGAGACGUUUGGGUUUGUUCCUGGUAAGUGCUUGUCGCUUGAGGAUUUUAAGCGUAGUGCGGAGAGAGCGAAGAGGAAGUGGUUUGGGUCAGGGUCAGUGUCUAGGGCGCAGAUAGAGAAGAAGUUUUGGGAGAUUGUUGACGGGUCAGCUGGUGAGGUUGAGGUUAUGUAUGGUAAUGACUUGGACACGUCUGUUUAUGGGAGUGGCUUUCCUAGGUUAGGUGAUCAGAGACCGGACUCAGUUGAGGCAAAUGUGUGGGAUGAGUAUUGUGGUAGUCCAUGGAAUCUGAAUAACUUGCCUAAGGUGAAAGGAUCUAUGCUUCAGGCUAUUCGGCAUAACAUUAAUGGUGUUACAGUGCCUUGGUUGUAUCUUGGGAUGCUCUUCUCUUCUUUUUGUUGGCAUUUUGAGGACCAUUGUUUUUACUCUGUCAAUUAUCUACACUGGGGAGAAGCAAAAUGUUGGUAUGGUGUUCCAGGCAGUGCUGCUAGUGCAUUUGAAAAGGUGAUGAGGAAAACCCUUCCUGAUCUCUUUGAUGCUCAGCCUGAUUUGCUAUUUCAACUGGUGACCAUGUUGAGUCCCACUGUUUUACAAGAAAAUAAAGUCCCGGUCUACACAGUAUUACAGGAGCCUGGAAACUUCGUGAUCACAUUUCCAAAAUCCUUCCAUGCUGGAUUCAAUUUUGGUUUAAAUUGUGCAGAGGCGGUCAAUUUCGCCACUGCUGAUUGGCUACCUCAUGGUGGUUCUGGGGCGGAGCUGUAUCGGCUGUACCGGAAACCUGCGGUCAUAUCUCAUGAAGAGCUUCUUUGUGUGGUAGCUAAGGGAAACUGCUAUGAUAGCGAAGGGUCCAUACAUUUGAAGAAAGAAUUGCUCAGAGUAUACAGCAAGGAAAAAACCUGGAGAGAGCAGCUCUGGAAAAGUGGUAUUUUGAGAUCUUCUCCUAUGUUUCUGCCUGAAUGCCCUGAUUCUGUGGGCAUCGAAGAGGAUCCAACAUGCAUCAUCUGCCAGCAGUUUCUUCAUCUUUCUGCCAUCGUCUGCAAUUGCAGGCCCUCUGUUUUUGCAUGCUUGGAGCACUGGAAGCACCUUUGUGAAUGUGAGCCUACAAAGUUGCGUCUUGUAUAUCGUCAUACCCUUGCCGAGUUGCAUGUGAUGGUACAAGAUGUUGAAAACUCACAACGGCCGAGUUCAGGCACCAAACGAUCAGCUGCUUCCAACAAAAAGGAGGGAAUGCAAGUUAGUCAGGCAAGACCUGCAAAAGAUUGGCUUCUUCGAGCAUCGAAGGUUCUCCAUGAAGUCUAUUCUAGUGAUGAAUAUGCCACCCUUUUGAAGGAAGCAGAACAGUUUCUUUGGGGUGGAUCAGAAAUGGACCAUGUACGAGAUGUUGCAAAAAGUUUAAUCGAAGCAAAGGUAUGGGCUGAAGCUGUUAGCGACUGUCUUUCGAAAGUCGAAGGUGAAGCCAACAAUGAUUCAGAGAAAGUUCAGUUGGAGUUUAUUGAUGAGUUGCUGAGAGUUGACCCCGUUCCUUGCCUUCAGCCUGGUCAUCUUAAAUUAAAGGACUAUGCUGAAGCGGCCAGAGAAUUGUCUGAUAAAGUUGAUUCUUCUCUGUCAAGUAGCCCAACUAUCACCGAGCUGGAGCUAUUGCAUUUCGAAGUCUCAAGUUCACCAAUCUCCCUUACAAAAUAUGAGAUUUUGUCAGAGAAAUUAUCUUCCGCAAAGAUGUUAGCUGAAACGGCGAGAUUCUAUCUCGCGGAUACAAAACCUCCAGGAGUUGAACUGGAUGCUCUUUCCAAGCUAAAGUCAGAGAUAUUGGAGCUUCAGGUGCAACUUCCAGAGACAGAAGGGAUCCUGGAUUUGCUAAAGAAAUCGGAAUCAGCCCGUGAUAAAUGUAACAUAGUUCUGAGUGGAUCUAUAACUCUCGAGAAUGUGGAAGAGCUGCUUCAUGAAUUCAAUAGUAUCAGCGUUAACAUUCCUGAGUUGAACACCCUGAGGCAGUACCAUGUUGACACUUUGUCUUGGCUUUCACGCUUUAAUGACGUAAUGGUUGAUGUUCGUGAAGGCAAGGACCAACGAAAGCUAAUCAGUGAUCUGAGUUCCCUUCUACAUGAUGGAUCAUCCUUAGGCAUUCAAGUUGAAGGACUGCCACUUGUUGAGGUUGAAUUGAAGAAGGCAUCGUGCCGGGAAAAAGCUGGAACGGUUUAUGCUGCACGAAAGUCUCUGGAGUUCAUUGAGCAGCUGCUCUCGGAAGCUGUUGUACUACACAUUGAGGAGGAGAAGUUGUUUGCUGAGAUCUCUGAAAUUUUGUCAACCGCGAGGUGUUGGGAGGAAAGAGCGAGCAGUAUCCUUGCUGGUGAAACUCAGUUGUACGACCUUAAAGAUCUCGUGAGGAUGUCAGUCAACAUGGAUGCUGUUUUGCCCUCUCUGAAGGGCAUUGAAAACACAAUUUCUUCAGCUGAAUCCUGGCUUCAGAGAUCUGAGCCGUUUUUAUCUGUAGCUUCAUCUACGGCAUCGUCUUCGUGUUCUCUCCUUGAACUUCAUGUGUUAAAGGAUCUAGUUUCUCAGUCUAAAUCGCUCAGUGUUCAGCUACAAGAGCCAAGUAUUCUUGAAACAUUGUUGCUAAACUGCGAGAGGUGGCAGUGUGAUAAUCAUCAGCUCUUGCAAGAGACUGAAGAUUUGUUGGACUGUGCGAAAAUAGAUGAUGGCAUGGAUAUAACGAUCGUUUCGAAGAUUACGGAUUUGAUAACCAGAGUGGACUCCGCUAGAGAAUCUGGUCUGUCCCUUGGUCUCAAUUUUGAUGAACUUCCCAAACUUCAAACUGCAAGUUUAACACUAGGAUGGUGUUGUAAGACCAUCUCGUUAAGCUCUAGCUCACUUUCCUCUGAGUUGCUAGAAGAUGUAGGGAAGCCCUCGUUACAGAAUAUUCAGCAGCUCUUAAAAGAGGGACAAACACUGAAGAUAAACCCUGAAGAGUAUUACUUAGGCAAGAGACUUGUGGAGCUACAAGACACUGGACUAGAGUGGGCAAAACGAGCUAGAAAAGUGGUGACAGACUCUGGCGCUCUUGCCUUGGAAGAUGUCUUCGAGCUUAUAUCCGAGGGUGAAAAUUUGCCUGUCCAUGCAGAGGAAGAACUUCAGGCCUUACGAGCUCGAAGUAUGUUACACUGUGUUUGUCGAAAGCCAUACAACUCAAGAUCCAUGGUUUCUUGUAGUCAGUGUGGCGAAUGGUAUCACACCUAUUGUGUUAAGCUUCAUUGGAAACCUAAGGCUUAUGUCUGCUCCGCUUGCUGUCCAGUUGCGGAAUCCAGUCCACAGAUUGAUCCCGCCAGGUCAAUGGAGCCAAAGACACCAUCACUGAACCAUAGACGGACAAGAAAGGUAGCGACCGAUGCAGAGAUCAAGGAUUUACGGUGGCAAAACCGAAAACGUGUCAAACGGACGGCUAAACGGAGUCCUCAGGUUCACAUUCUUCCCUGGUUUUUCACUUGA
This is a messenger RNA of Microthlaspi erraticum, 4299 nucleotides long. Lineage: Eukaryota; Viridiplantae; Streptophyta; Magnoliopsida; Brassicales; Brassicaceae. The record is from the annotation of a GenBank genome assembly.